GUAAAAUGUUCAUUUAAUGUGAACAGUAACAAAAUAAUUGAAGGGAAAAAUAAUAAUCCGAAUUGUCUUUUUUAAAGUUAAUUUGGUUUUUUUUUUGGAAAAUCCUAUUUUUCCAAAUGUUUCUACAAAAUGUUAAAUGUUAAAUUUAAAAACUGAUAAUAUUUCUCCGUUUACAAUAAUGAAUACAGGUAAUACUAAUACUACUAUUAUUACUACUAAUAAUAAUAGUAAUAUUGGUGAUGUUAAUUUUACUGAUAAUGUAAAUAUAUACUCAUCAACCAAUUCUGGAAAUUAUCAUGAAUUAUAUUCAAUAUCUGAAUUAAAUGAACAUUUAACACAUUCAGUAAUUUGUUCAAAAGAUGAUAAUAUAAAUAAGAAUGAGGAAGGUGUAACAAAUUUAACAUAUCCUUUCAAUGUUUCAAUUUCUUAUACUUAUCCAAAUUAUUAUUCACAUCCUUAUCAACAUUUUUAUAUUCAAUCAUCAAAUCAACAAUCAUCUAAUGAUUAUUUAACACGAAAUGAAAUAAUUACUACAUUGAAUAAAUUUAAUUCUACAACAACUGGAAAAACAUCAGUGUCAACAUUAACGACAACAACAACAACAAUAAGCACAGCAACAACCAUAUCAACAACACAAGUUACUGGAAAUAAUAUUUAUUCUAGUUUAUUAGUACCACAAUUUCAAACAAAAAAAUUAAACAUGAAUUAUCCUGAAUUAUCUUUACAUAAUUUAUCAUCAAAUAACUUAAAUGAAACGUAUUUAAAUGAUUUAAAACUAAUUAAAACAACUAUAAGUGAUUAUUUACCUGAAAGAACAGUUGGUCUACAAUCCAAUCAUUGGUGUUUAACAUCAAAUGAACCAAGAAAUAUGGUCCAUAAGAGACAAAUAAAUAAUGGAGGGAAUAUAAUCAUUGAAAAUGGUCAUAAUCAUGUUGAUGGUGUUCAUAGACACAGAGAUAAUAAUGAAGAUGUUGACAAUGAAGAAGAAAUCUAUGAUGAGAGUGAAAUAGAUGAAGAGAGUGAUCUUGCAAAUUUAAGUAGAGCGCAAAACAAUAAAUCAUUAUCAUACGAAGAUAAACAACACUCAACGUACGAAUCUGAAUAUUCAAACGAUAGUGAGAAUUCUAUGUGCUCAGAAAUCAAUAUCAGACUAAAUACUGUUAACAGAAUAAAUCAUGAGACUGUUGGGAGAGUUAAGCCAGAUUCCUCUACAUCACCAUUAUCCUCAGCAUCAUCUCAUUGGUCGAAUAAAUACGAACACAAAGCCCUGAAUUAUCAUGCUCCAGUCAGUAGAAAUUCUCAAUCUUCAUCAAUCAUUAUACAUAAAUCAAACAGUAUUGAUAAUAACAAUAGCGCCAAUGAAAAUAUCAACAUAAUAUCUAACAACGGUAUUGAUGACAGCACAAAUAUAAAUAAUUUACAUCUAUGUGAAGAAACAAACGUGUUGAACUCAACGAUUCAAACACGAAUUCAUGAUAUAAAUUAUUCUAAUAAUUUGACUUUAGACAAGAAUAACAAUCAAAUAUCAACAUACACUAAUGGUGUUCUUUUACAGCAGUCAAAUCCACAACAACACCAGCAACACCUUAGUACAAUUGCGAAUAUUGCCAAAUUUCCUCAAGACCAAACAUUGAAUAAUUUAAACAAGUUUUUUGGUUAUCUCGAUAGUAAGUCCCCUGUACAAACAAAACAAUUUCACUCAACUUCACUAGAGAAUUACAACAUAGACGAUGGUAACUCAGAAAAUGGUCAUCAUAAAAGUGAUCAGUUAAUGAGAUUAUUUAAUCCGCCAAAGUUAAACAACAGUUCACCAUUUGAAAUUAAAUGUCAAAAUAUUUGUUCCACACAACCACAUUUAUUUCAGUCACAACAAACGCAGCAACAAAUUUCACAUUCUACACCUAUUUAUCAUACACAACAAGAAAAUUACACUGAUUAUGAAAAUAAUAUUAAUUCAAUGGAUAAAUUACAAGCUUGUAUUCAAUCAACUUAUAUUGGUACUACUCAUACAACUGACAGUAGUACAUAUUCACAGUUAGAAGAUUUGAAUUUAACAUACGAUAGUACUGGACCAUCUUCAAAUUUAUCAUCAAAUGAAACAAGUUCUGAAUGUUUAAAUUAUGAAAAAUGCAAUGAUAUUUGCAAUAAGAGCGGUAACGUUACUUCUAACACUAAUCUAACUAAUACUAUCAAUAAUUAUAAUGUAAUUAGUAGUCAUAAUAAUAAUUGUAAUAAUAACACUGGGAUUUGUAGUAUAUCUGAUAUGAAAUUACCAUCAAGUAAUACAUGUGUAAAACAAAAGCGUCAUCGUACACGAUUUACACCGAAUCAGUUAAAUGAAUUAGAAAGAGCCUUCUCCAAAACACAUUAUCCUGACAUUUUUAUGAGAGAAGAAUUAGCUUUACGAAUUGGUCUUACUGAAUCACGUGUACAGGUGUGGUUUCAAAAUCGUCGAGCAAAAUGGAAGAAACGAAAAAAGUCGGGAACUCCAUUCCGCAUGACAAUCAAUAGUAAUUCAUUAACGAAGAACGUAAGUUUAACAACAAACAACUCUAUGAAAAACAUAACGAACGGUGAAAAUACCUACAACAAUAUCACUAGCAGUAAUAACCUUAAUCCUUAUAUACAACAGCUAGUACCAACAGCACAAACAAGGAGUCUAGAUGGUUUAAAUUGUUCAAGGUUAGAUAUAAAUCACUCCAAUAGUUUCCUUUUGCAAAGUCCAACUACUUAUUUUGGUGAUAGUAGUUCAAAUACAAAUUGUCCAUUAUUUGAACACUCCCGGUCGAGUACACGAAAAUCUCAAGCAAAUUCAUAUCCAUUUUUCUCACAACUAGAACAUAUUACAGACAAUAUGAAAGUGAACCCAUACUUUGUUGAGUCAAAUUCUAUUGGCCCAUUUGAACAAAUCUUACAGCAACGUUUAGGAUUGCCUCAAAUGCAUAAUAUCCCAGAAGUUAGUACUUUAAAUCAAAUUGAUUCACAAAAUGAUAGACAGAACCUUGAUACAGCACAAAGCUGGCAUAGAAAAAUUGAUUCUCUAAUCACAAAACAACUCAACAGUAUACAUCAACAUGAACAAAAUGAAAAAUCUUCGACAUGUGAAUUUAAUCUAGUUUCCACAACGAAUUCAUGUGAUUUGUUAAGGAAUAGAGUAAAAAAUUUAAAUGAAAUUGUCACAAUACCACCAAAUUUAAUUAAUCAAAAUUCCUCAAAUAUGGAUUCAAUUGAUUUUCCUUGUACCACCGGUACUACUAAAAGUAUUACUAACAGUUCUGAUGAUAUUAUUACAACAACAGCAGAACAGUGUAAUGCAUUAUCUAAUUUAAUGUUAACCAAAAUAUCAAAAGAGGAGCUAAACAAUUUUAUUAAUUCACCAUCAUAUUGA
Molecule: messenger RNA, 3388 nt
Organism: Schistosoma rodhaini
Lineage: Eukaryota; Metazoa; Platyhelminthes; Trematoda; Strigeidida; Schistosomatidae
Source: the annotation of a GenBank genome assembly